Messenger RNA from Aspergillus sclerotioniger CBS 115572, 1714 nucleotides. Its product is annotated as diacylglycerol/polyprenol kinase family protein. Lineage: Eukaryota; Fungi; Ascomycota; Eurotiomycetes; Eurotiales; Aspergillaceae. The coding region runs from base 228 to 1388 and encodes 386 amino acids. Gene Ontology annotation, cellular component: endoplasmic reticulum membrane. Gene Ontology annotation, biological process: phosphatidic acid biosynthetic process. The transcript has a single exon. The record is from RefSeq and is a predicted model, not a curated record. Gene Ontology annotation, molecular function: ATP-dependent diacylglycerol kinase activity.
UUUCUGCCUGGUACUACGAUCAUUAUAGAGCCUUGCACCCAUAAUCUACCUUAUAUUGUCAGGAAUACCUUCCAUAGCAAUCCUUGCCCAAGAUUCCGUCGUUCAACGCGUUCAGCCUGUCCAUACUCGGCGCCUGUACCUCCAACCCCGCCCUUAUCACCCCGCGGCCGCCAUCCGGGCUGAUCCAAGCCCCGGCUCUUCCACCUUUCUCCAUACCAGCAGUCAAUAUGCCUUCUGAUCCAGAUUCCAUACCCGAGACUCCUCGAGUCACCUCUCCUUCUCCCACUCCAUCCGAGAGGAGGUCCAGCUUAGGAGAUUACUCCGGCCCUACAACGCGCUCCGCGGCGCGACGGCAGCGACUAGGAGAGGUGACGGAGGAAGCACAUGACAGUUCGAAUUCGGACUCGAAGCGCUCACGGGCGCGUUCUCGCAGCCCAAGUGCUCCUGAAUCUGCAAGGCGCCGUAACAGAAAAUCUAACCCGAAGCUGCCGGCUGGAAAGCCCAAGGCACCGACGAACGGCCAUGCAGCAUCCAACGGAUAUCUAUCACCACUCGCGAAACCCGGCAGCGGCUGGCCCGACAUCUCUCGAUCCCCCUCUCCUCUCGGUCUCAUACCCCUCCACAGCCGUUAUCGCACCUUUAUCCACCGUCAUGAAAUCCCGCGCAAGCUCCUUCAUGUAUCGAUCGGCUUCCUAACCCUCAACCUGUACACUCGCGGUAUCCAACCCCUCCAAAUUACGCCAUGGCUCUUUGGAGCUCUCGUACCAAUUGCCGCCAUAGAUGUUAUUCGUCAUCGGCCCGAAUUCCAGAGGGUCAACGAGAUGUAUAUCCGCUGUGUUGGAGCUCUCAUGCGUGAAACGGAGGUCUCUGGUUACAACGGUGUCAUCUGGUAUCUGGUGGGCACAUAUACAGUGUUGCGCUUCCUCCCCAAGGACGUUGGGGUUAUGAGUGUGCUGCUACUCAGUUGGUGCGAUACUGCCGCUUCUACGUUUGGACGUCUCUACGGCCGUUACACAUUCCAGCUGCGGAAGGGUAAGAGUUUCGCCGGGACGCUGGGAGCCUGGUUUGUUGGCGUUUUGACCGCCGCCGCAUUCUGGGGAUACUUCGUACCUUACAUCGGAACCUUCCCCAAUGAUCCCGAGGGAUCGUUCAUGUUCACUGGCCGUCUCAAUCUUCUUCCAGACUCAGUCAGGAACCUCAUUGGCUGGACUGCGGACUCCUCCAGCUCUGUCAUCUCGGGCCCAUUGGCCCUCGGGGUCAUGAGCGUUGUCUCAGGCUUGGUGGCCGCUGGAAGCGAGUUUGUAGACAUUUUCGGCAUGGAUGAUAACCUCACUAUUCCCAUCUUAAGCGGUAUCGGUCUGUGGGGUUUCCUGAAAGUUUUUGGUUAAAGUAGCAGCGGUUCAUACCCUUCGACGUGGUUACUUGUAUACGUUUCUUUUUGUUUAUUACCCGCACUGCAUCUUGGCUAUUUGCUGUAAGAGAGACAGCGAGAGAGCAAGCUGCAGUGCUUUGUCUAUCAUUCUCCUGAGAUCCAUUUCUUUACCCUGUCAAACUUGUUUAUUCCUCCUUAUACAUACACCCCAACUACCCAAUGACAGCAUCACCACUCUUCUCGCCCUGGUUUUACUUUCGACCCUGGUUUGCACAAGUUCCAUUGAAGAAGGCACUGAAAACAAUCAUAUUCAGCCGCGGAAGGGCUCUGUUUAAUGACUAG